AUGGGGCCGGCGUCGGAUGAGACCGACAAUGGCAAUGCAGAAGAGGACAACGCGGCGCAGAAGCUAGGCAUUGGGAACCCCCCAAAGAUACAGCCGACAAAGGUCACGGAGGAUCAACACGCAAAGGAAAAGGCUGAUGAUAAUGUACACAAACAGGCACGAAUUUCGACUCCCAGGACAGUGAUGCUGCAACCACGAGGAUCCGAAGGCUACAGGGGUAUGGACCUGGUUCGGGCGUUGGAGCCUAGUCUAUUCGAGAGAGACAACAGGAUGACAUGUGAGGGCGGUUUCGGUAUCAUGUGGUAA
This is a messenger RNA of Penicillium lagena, 306 nucleotides long. RefSeq lists its product as uncharacterized. The transcript has 2 exons. Bases 1 to 306 code for a protein of 101 amino acids. The record is from RefSeq and is a predicted model, not a curated record. NCBI's taxonomy places the organism in Eukaryota, Fungi, Ascomycota, Eurotiomycetes, Eurotiales, Aspergillaceae.